AUGGCCUGGAGAGGAGGGUUUAAGACUGGACUUGAGAGAGGACUAAUCUGUAAUCAAUGUAUUGGUACUCAUCCUGGUUGCAGUAUAUUCAACUAUAAUUGGCACUGGGGAGUGGAGUGUGGACGAAGGUUUGAUAAAUGCGUCAAGCUAAUUGAAAGACGAGGUUCAGAUACAUUAAUCACUAGAGAUUGCUUAUCAAACCUAGAGGCUUUCAGAGUUGAUAUUCCGGCGGACAAAUAUGAAGGAUGUCAUGCUGCGAGUUCAGAUCCAAAACUGGGUGUUUAUGUUCAGAACAGUAUACCUGAGCUGGAUAUAAAGAGAAGAUACUACAGCAAUGUAACCUGGUGCUUCUGUAGUUUUGAUCAUUGGUGCAAUUCAUCCCGUCCAUUCUCAUCCUCGAUCGUUCUCAUACUGGUGGCUCUCAAUUCAACCUUGAUGACAUGA
Molecule: messenger RNA, 444 nt
Organism: Eurytemora carolleeae
Lineage: Eukaryota; Metazoa; Arthropoda; Copepoda; Calanoida; Temoridae
Gene: crim
Exons: 5
Coding region: 1-444 (147 amino acids)
Biological process (GO): regulation of synaptic transmission, cholinergic; positive regulation of voltage-gated potassium channel activity; sleep
Source: RefSeq, a predicted model, not a curated record